AUGGUCUUCGCGCUUCCUCUGUCCUACGUUCUGGCGCCGGUCUCGAUCAGCAGCGCCUCCUUCCUGGCGAUCUUCCUGACGAUCGGCAUCGGGAGCGACGUCGUGUUCGUGUUCUACGACUUCUGGGCGCAGUCCAGGGAGCAGGUCCUGGACGAGAGCCGCGGCGAUGCCCGUGCCAACCCGGUCGAGUUCACGCUCACCAGGAGACUCGAGCUCACUCUCCCCGCCGCGUUCCGGAAUUGUCUCGCGGCCAUGUCCACCACCGCCGCGAGCUUCUUGGCGAACCUGGUGAGCGUGCUCCAGCCGCUGCGGGAGUUCGGCCUCUACCUGGGGCUCUGCGUGAUGAUCGCCUUCCUGCUGCUGGUCCUGUACAUCCCCCCGCUCAUGGCGUGGCAGGCGAAACGCGCACACCACCUCGCGGAGCGGCAGAACGCGAAGCUGUCCGCGGUCGUCCCGUUUUUCCCCAGCCUCGUGGACAUUCCUGCGGGGGGCACCAGGCCAACGCAGGAGCCCGCGGUCGAGCCGGAGCCCGACGCCGGCAAGCCUGCGCCGCGGCCCCCGCAGCGGCUCGGCAGGGGCAAGCGGCUCCUUCUGUACGUCGUGCAGUGCGUCGAGCGCCGCCCCAUCGCAGUCGUCGUGGUCUUCGCCCUGUCCGUGCUGGUCUGCAGCAUCUUCACCGGCCUCAACGCAGAGGUGGCCGCCGGGGUCCCGGACUUCUUCCCCGAGGGCCACAACCAGCGGGAGGUAGCGAGGAUGAUGGAGAUGUUCGUGAGCACCGAGAAGCUGGGCCUGGGGCCGAAGCCUCCGACUUCGUGGCGCGCGUGCGAGGCCCCGCCGCCAUCGGCAUCCGGGUCGCAGAGCGACUGCGACCUGCACUGGUGCCACACGGACGCCUCAGAGGCGCCGCCAGACACCAUCAGAGCCGGCGGGAUGGGGCAGUGUCGAACCAGGCUGUCGGGCGGACAGACGCUGGCGGCGGACAGGUCGCGUUGGGACUUCUCCUCCUGCCAGCAGGUCGCCGUGUCGGGCCGCAUGGCCAGCCUCUCCCAGAACGCGUCCGCCAUCUGGGCGGCCUUUUGGGAGUCCGCGGGGGAGAGCAUGGUCGACGUAUCUUCGGUCUCGGUCACACCCGUCCCUGUCUCAGCCCUACCCCCGCUGGUCCUGGAGAACUGGGACAGCGGCCACGUCGACAUCGCCAACUUCUUCGAGAUGCGCUCGGACAUGGUCACCCUGACCCCCGCACAGCCGGGUGACCAGAGCUGCCACCUGGAAGUCCUGUGCUCCUUCGGCACCGCGCCGUGCGAGCAGGACGACGGUUGGCUGCACCUCGUCGAGGGCUGCGCCGACUUCUCUGGCAACUACCUGGACGGCGGCGGGGUCACGGUGGUCAUCCAGCAGCAGCCGACGUGCACCUUCACCGGCACGUGGCAGAGCCUCGCCUUCUCUGGCAGCAUCGCCGGCUCCACCAUGACCAUCACCGACCACCCGUGGGGCGGCGGCCCCAUCGCCGGCCAGCUGCUGGACGACCCCGGCGAGGAGCGCCCGGCGACGCCCGACCGCAGCGCCGAGCAGCUGAUCGAGCUGUCGUCCAACAGCACGUGGUCGAAGGUCGGGGCGAGGCGGCUGCGGGCCGCCGCGCGGCGUGCGCCGCCCCCAGGGCCGGUCGAGCGCCCCGGCCCCGCGCGUCUGGGCCGGGCGCUGUCCGCGGGGGCGCGCGUGCCGCACAGCAAGCGGGUGUCCGUGUCGGUGGUGUGGGGCCUCCGCGCGGCACGGCACACGCCCGUGGUCGGGAGGCUGGAGGAGGAGGAUAUCUGGGGCUUCGACCCCCUGUUCGACGCCAGCGACCCCUGGGCGCAGCGGACGCUGCGUGGCAUGUGCGAUCGGUCCACCUUCCCGAGCGAGCUGGCGAUCUUGCAAGGGGUGGUCUGCUUCGCGCAGGAUUUUGAGCAGCACCUUCGGAGGGAUCAGAAGAGAUUCCCCUCUCGGUCCUUCGAAGAGGACGCCCACGAUUUCUGGAGGAGCAACCAGGCAGUUCGGGGUAAUGUUUGGAUGAUAGAUGGCAACGUGAUGGCUGUGAAGGUGUCCUACGAGGCCGACGUGUCAGUGGAGGCGGGGGCCCGGCCUUUGCUGGACUACAAGGGCAGGUGGGACAGCUGGAUCGACACGAUCAACUCACGGGCCAGCCUCACCAGCAACCGCGCUUGGCACGUCUCCUCGGCGUGGGUGACGGCGGAGGCCGAAGUGGCCGUGGUUGAGAGCACUUUGAUCUCCAUCGUCGUGGCCGCGUUAUCUGGCUGGCUUGGGGUAUUGGCAUUCACGCAGGAUCCGUACCUUGCAUGCCUCGUCGUCGGCAUCGUCUUUGGUGUCAUCAUCGGGCUGGCCUUCUUCAUGAUCUGCCUGGCCGGAUGGCCAUUGGGACCCAUAGAGGUCAUCGCCCUGAUCGUGUUCGUGGGGUACUCCGUCACGUUCAGUCUGCACAUUGCGCACGUCUACCACGAGGAGGACCCUGCGAGCAGCAUGAUGCCCUACGGGCACGACGACGCGGUGGAUGCCAGGCAUCUCCGCAGCGAGCGCGCCCGCGCCGCGGUGUCCCGAGUGGGAUCUGCGACCGUGGCGGCGGCAGCGUCGACCCUGGCGGCUGGCGCGUUCCUGUGCUGCUGCACCAUGCUCAUCUUUGUGAAGCUCGGCGCUGUCGUCAUUGUCGUGACGUUCCUCUCCGGCGCGUCCUCCGUGGUGAUCCUGCCAGCGGUACUGAUAGUCGCCGGGCCCAACUCCGGGUCGUGCCUGCAGCGGACGUCCAGGCGUUGUAGCGCCCGGCGCGCCGCGCAGUCCGAGUCGUAG
Molecule: messenger RNA, 2841 nt
Organism: Prorocentrum cordatum
Lineage: Eukaryota; Dinophyceae; Prorocentrales; Prorocentraceae
Source: the annotation of a GenBank genome assembly